This is a messenger RNA of Prorocentrum cordatum, 1355 nucleotides long. NCBI's taxonomy places the organism in Eukaryota, Dinophyceae, Prorocentrales, Prorocentraceae. The record is from the annotation of a GenBank genome assembly.
GCUAGGCUGGCUGUCUAGCAGUCGUACUCCUCGGCCUUCUCCGUCUCCGUUUUUUAGAAGGUCUCGGCGUGCGCCGUCUACUGAGCCAUUCACGUGGCACCUCCAAGCGUGCGACGCCAGCCCUUCGCCAUUUUGCCCCAGGCGGGGCUGAGAGGAUUUUUCGGCACGCGCUGCCGCCUGCGCCUGGGGCUCCACGAACACAGAUGUUAGUGGUAAGCGUCGCUCGCCCGGUCCUUCAGCGGACGGCCUACGCCCAGAGGGCAUGGAGGCUGCUCUCCACGGCUGCCGUCGGGAGGCACCUGCCCACAGACGGCAAGCAGGCGGUAUCGGGCUGCCUUGCAGGGGCGUCUGGAGGGAAGCAGGAGCGUGGCAUCCGAACGUGUACCACCACUGCUGGGUCGCCUCACGGUGGUGCGCUCGUGGACUUGAUGGUGAAGGAUGCGGCCAAGGCCAAGCAGCUGGUGGCGGCCUGCGUUAAGGAUAUCGAGCUCAACGAGAGGCAGGCCUGCGAUGUGUUCUGCCUGCUCAAUGGCGCCUUCAGCCCGCUCAAGGGUUUCAUGGACGAGACGACCUACACUUCCGUGGUGAAGGACAUGCGGUUACCCGAGAAGCAGUUGUUCGGGUUGCCCGUCAUCCGUGAUGUCUCCGAUACCGCUGGCUUCAAGGCGGGUGACAAGGUCUUGCUGAAGUGGAAGGGCGAAGGAGUUGCCGUAUUAGAGGCCUCCUCCAUCUACAAGCCCGACAAGACCGUGGAGGCCAUGAACGUCUACGGCACGUCCAGCCUCGAGCAUCCAACGGAGAAUAUGCAUUCAUUGGUCCAGGACGUGGGGAAGUACUACGUCGGUGGGAACUUGCACGGCAUCAAGAGCCCCGCCUUUCCGUAUCCCGUGCAGGCUCCGUCCGAGGUGCGCGGCAUGCUCCCCGAAGGCAAGCCCGUCGUGGCUUUCCAGAACAGGAACCCGAUCCACCGUGCGCACUUCGAGCUUCUGAUAUGUGCCCAGCGUGACGUCAAGGACUCCAUCCUUCUGGUGCACCCGACGUGUGGACCAACUCAGCCUGGCGAUAUCGAUGGCGUGGUCAGGAUCAAAACUUACGAGGCGCUGAAGGAGGAAACGAAGGAGAAGUAUCCGAUGUUCCGCUGGGCCUACCUGCCGUACAGCAUGAAGAUGGCCGGACCUCGCGAGGCUAUCCAGCACAUGAUCAUUCGCAAGAACUACGGUGCCACACACUUCAUCAUUGGCCGCGACAUGGCCGGGACCAAGAGCACUAUUACCGGUGAUGAUUUUUACGGGGCGUACGAUGCGCAGGAGACAGGCAAGAAGUUCGAAGCGGAGCUUGGUGACUGGGGCCGAGAA